Molecule: messenger RNA, 4850 nt
Organism: Misgurnus anguillicaudatus (oriental weatherfish)
Lineage: Eukaryota; Metazoa; Chordata; Actinopteri; Cypriniformes; Cobitidae
Gene: tnks1bp1
Product: tankyrase 1 binding protein 1
Source: RefSeq, a predicted model, not a curated record
CGUUCUUCGCGCCCCGCCCUCUUAACGCUGAAGUUUCACUUGCACGCCUCGAACCCUGAAGAUUCACGCGCAUUGUGUUCAGUCCCAUGGAGUAAUUGUGUCGCCAAAACAGGUGCAGUGUGUAGCCAUGGCUGCAUGGGUGGAGGCGACCACAAGGGAACUGAGCAAGUCAACGCCGCACAUUAACCAAAGCAAACCUUCAGUUUCCGCCUCCACGCUCUCUGGAGACACGGGGAAGCCGGCGCUGGGCCCAAAGCCGCAUCUUAUGCCCAAACCGUUUGCCCUCCAAAGGAACGCAACCGUCCGUCCGAUCAAAGCCCCGAGAAUUGAAGUCAGCAAACUUUCAAGGGCUGCGUCUUCUGAUGCGCUCGACUUCAGGAAGUCCGAUUCAGGAGAGACUAACAUUGAUGAAUCCAUAAAACCAAAUGCAAAUGGCACUUUAAAUGCAGCUCCUAAACCGACCCCGCUCACCCCAAAACCUGCUUUAACACCAAAGCCUAAAUCUGUGCCCGAACCUAAUACACGAACCAGUUCAAAUUCAAGGCUUGAUGUCAGUGCCGGCUCAGCUGAAGAUGUGAAAGACGUUCAGCCCAGAAGCAGAGCAAAAUCUUUGGGUUCUCAGGACCAAAAGCCUCUCAGACAAAAGCCAGCCGAUGCCAAAGUGUCUUCUGCGUGCUGGCCGGCUAGAAAUCGUCUCUCUGUGGGGUUGACCUCCAUGUUUGAGUCAUCUUCAAAGCCAGAGAGAGAGGUUAGUUCUGUUAGACGAGAUGCCGAAACCAGCAGGACAGAUAAAGCACCGCUUUCUCCUUUAGAGGCAAGGUUUUCAAAGCCACAGGUGGAGACAGAAGAGGUGGAGGACGGGGAGAUCAGCGGGAGCAGCAUUAAGAGACGCAUCAGUCUGCUUUUUGACCGUUCCUCUGCCUCCCAUACCAGGGACGCUGUCAACAAAAAGGACACUGCAUCUCCUGAAAUAUCAGUCGAUAUUAAACAGAGAAUCAAGAAUCUGAGCUUGACUACGCAUGAGCCAAGAGUUCGGCUGUCAUCCGCUGGUGCCCUUAAAUGUCAACCACAUGAGAAGACAUCGAGCGACUCAGACGAGCCUUCGUUCAGUGAGGAAUCCCUUGAGAAGCCUGCACAGUCGACACCUGUACAAAACGGACCACCGAAACACUCUUCACCUCCCAACGCUGUGCCUGAGACGAACGUACUGCUGGAAAACAAGAAAACAAGCCUGCGCUCUACAGGUGAACCUGGCGCUAAUGUGGAGGAAGUUGAAGAGGACAAAGAGAACCAUAUCGCUGUGCCUGUGUACAGGAGGGUUGGGAUAACCAAAGAUCUAGAGAGACAGAGACAAGAAGAAGAAGAAAAACAACAGAGAGAAGAGCAGUUAGAGAAAGAAAGGAAAGAGCAGGAAAGAGAAAAACAUUUGGAAAAAGAACGGAAACGUGCCGAGGAAGAGAGGCGCUUGAAAGAGGAAAGAAAACUGAAAGAGGAAAAGCAAAAACAACUAGAGGAACAGAAAAGGGAAGAGGAAGAAAGAACUAAAAGAAUCGAAGAAGAAAGAAAACUGGAGGAGGAGAGAAAGAAAGAGGCUGAAAAAGAGAGACAACGAGAGCAAGAGAGAUUAGAACGAGAAAAACAGAUUGAAGAGCAGAAGAGAAGGAUUGAAGAGAAAAGGGAACAAGAGAGACAGAGAGAGGAGUUAAGACUGAGACAGGAGAGAGAAAAAGAGGAGAAGCUAAAGAAAGAAAGGGAAAUGGAGGAGAAAAGACAAAUUGAGGAGGAACGAUUGAGACAGCAAAGAAAUAAAGAGGAGAGAUUGAAGAAAGAGAGAGAAAUGGAGGAAAAUAAAAGAAUUGAAGAGGAGAAAAGAUUGAGACAGGAAAGAGAAAAAGAGGAGAGGUUAAAAAAAGAGAGAGAAAUGGAGGAAAAAAGACGAAUUGAAGAGGAGGAAAGAUUGAGACAGGAAAGAGAAAAGGAGGAGAGGUUAAAAAAAGAGAGAGAAAUGGAGGAAAAGAGACAAAUAGAAGAGCAGCAACUUAGACUAGAAAGGGAGAGAGAGGAGAGAUUAAAGAAAGAGAGAGAAAUGGAAGAAAAAAGACUGAUUGAAGAGGAGAAAAGAUUGAGACAGGAAAGAGAAAAAGAGGAGAGAUUAAGAAAAGAGAGAGAAAUGGAGGAAAAAAGACGAAUCGAAGAGGAGAAAAGAUUGAGACAGGAAAGAGAAAAAGAGGAGAGAUUAAGAAAAGAGAGAGAAAUGGAGGAAAAAAGACUAAUCGAAGAGGAGAAAAGAUUGAGACAGGAAAGAGAAGAGAGAUUAAGAAAAGAGAGAGAAAUGGAAGAAAAAAGACUAAUCGAAGAGGAGAAAAGAUUGAGACAGGAAAGAGAAGAGAGAUUAAGAAAAGAGAGAGAAAUGGAAGAAAAAAGACGAAUCGAAGAGGAGAAAAGAUUGAGACAGGAAAGAGAAAAAGAGGAGAGAUUAAGAAAAGAGAGAGAAAUGGAGGAAAAAAGACUAAUCGAAGAGGAGAAAAGAUUGAGACAGGAAAGAGAAGAGAGAUUAAGAAAAGAGAGAGAAAUGGAAGAAAAAAGACUAAUCGAAGAGGAGAAAAGAUUGAGACAGGAAAGAGAAGAGAGGCUAAGAAAAGAAAGAGAAAUGGAAGAAAAAAGACUAAUCGAAGAGGAGAAAAGAUUGAGACAGGAAAGAGAAGAGAGGCUAAGAAAAGAGAGAGAAAUGGAAGAAAAAAGACUAAUCGAAGAGGAGAAAAGAUUGAGACAGGAAAGAGAAGAGAGACUAAGAAAAGAGAGAGAAAUGGAAGAAAAAAGACGCAUUGAAGAGCAAAGAAUGAGACAAGAAAGAGAAAGAGAGGAGAGAUUAAAUAUAGAGAGAGAGCUGGAAAAGAAAAGACGAAUUGAAGAGGAGGAAAGAUGGAGACAGGAAAGAGAAAAUGAGAGAUUACAGAUGAGGUAUGGGAGAGAGGAAGUUCCUACCAGUUAUGAUUUGAUAUCAUUUGAUACUGAAGAACCAAAAUCAUCACGGGGAGUAGAGUCCAUCGCUCGGACCAAGACUGUCUCACCUCAGAGAGAUGAAGUGAUUUACGAUGACUUCUCUGUUAAACCACGGAGAUGGGGAACCCAGGAACGUCGUUCCUCAACACCAUCUCCAUCCAGAGAAUCUCCUACUGUUAAUGAAACUCCGGAUUGGUUGCAAUACAAAUCCAAUGAUCCUGGAUUCCAAGAACUAAGUGGAGAUCAGAACUCAGAAAUCAGUAAGCAGCCACAGAUUGUAGAGGAGUCUGAACCUGAAGAUCUGUUGGGAUCAGAACAUGAUGAGGUCACAUCACAUGAGACUGAACUAAAGGACUGUGAUGAAGAUGAAGAUGAAGAACAGGACCCAUUUGAUGGAAACAGAGAGAUUGAUGAAACAAAUAACACUGAUGAUGAUCCUGGUGCAGAGAACCGAGUCAACCAGGUUUUACAAAGACUGACAUCUCAGGUGACGAGACGAUCCAUUGAUUCAGACACACCAGACGUCUUUGAACCUGAACCCAUUCUGUUUCCUCAGCCUGCAGCUCCUCUUCUGGACUCAAGUUUGUUACGCUCAAAAGUUGAUCUGGGGAAGAAACGAAGUAUUAAACGCAUGAGACCGUCACGUGCCGUCCGACAGCGAGCGGCUCUGCCAUCUCUCACAGAGGGAACAAACUUAGACUGGAGGUUUUGUGACUCCACGGAUGCUAAAGCUCCGUGUUCUAACGGACAGGACUCUGAAUCAGAGGAGGAGACUUCUAAAGAUGCCACGCCCACUCCCAGUCGGCCUAAACGAGUUCCUCUCUUUCCUGGAGUGGACCAAUCAGCACUCAUGGCACAGCUAAAGAGAAGAAGUGUAAGGAUGGAGGCUGAAGCUACAGAUGAUCAGACGUCUCCAGUGGUCUCCGCUCGCUCUCCUCGCACACCCACCAGGUCUCUCGGCCCCAGAGUGCUGCCCCCUGUUGACAGCAAAGAUGGGGGCGGCGCUUCACCCUCGUGGCUGCUUGAGCUCAAAUCCAAGAAGCGUUUGAGUCAACCCUGAAAGUGACGUAUGAUCUGACAGAUAUCAGAAGCUCAGAAUGAAUUGAGAGAAGAAGAGAGGUCUGUGAUGUCAUCAAGCUGCCAAAGGAACUGAUGAUGAUGAUGAUGAUGAUGAUGAUGAUGUGCAAUGAAAUGUUCGAUGCUCACAGUCAGAAUGAUCAGAGACUUUAUCAAGAGACUCAUCUAAAAUAUUAUUACAACACUUUUCAGUACUGGAACAAUGAAAGCCAUUUAAUUACGUUUACUUUUCUAAUGUUUUCAUACAAAAACCCAAAAUCCCAGUAACACAAACGGGUUGAUGUCGUUUGAUCCGUGGCUGAAUGUGUCAGGUCAUCCAUCAGUGAUCUCAAUGCAAUGCAAUACUGCACUUUAAACCACAGGAGAAAUCUCACAAUCAUGUCUUUCUGAAUGUUUGUAAAAUAAGAUUAUUCUGUUUCAUUCUCUACAGUUUACUCACAGUGCCCUGAUCAUUUUUAUUUGUGUUGUUUUUUUACUUGGAUCAGUCCAGUCAACAUUUACACAAGCAAAUCAAAGCACGAGAUGUUUAAAUGUGUUUCAGUUUACUAUCAUUCAUUUGUGAAUUUUUCAGACUUCAGCCGUGUAAAUCGCUGCUCUUCAUCUGAGGAAAGGUUGAGCUGGGAAACGGGAGUUUUGUUGUAUACAAAUGAAUUUUAAUUUACGGUCAUGGAUCUUUAUUAAAUAUUUUAUAAAAGGUGACAUCAUGUUGUCUUGUAUAGAUGCAUUCAUUUUCUUGUAGUUCUUGGAUUAAAAUGUUUCUGAGAAACAGA